AUGGGUACAUCUUUGGACCCAAAAACCGGUUUUCUGGUAUUGAACAACGUCUCCAUCGCUGCCAGAGGCGAUAAAAUUCGCAGCAUGCAACCAACACGGAAGGCCAUCCAUAAUACCGAUGAAGUCCAUGUAUCCCUGUGUCAGCCGUGUCAGCCGUGUCAGCCGUGUCUUGUCGAUGUGACUUCCCCUUCCAUGGGCUCUCAUAUCGAAGAUGAGCCUGGCCGCCGAGGACCAAAGGCAAAUAAUAAAAUGGAAACCAAUCAGUAG
This is a messenger RNA of Penicillium malachiteum, 267 nucleotides long. RefSeq lists its product as uncharacterized. The record is from RefSeq and is a predicted model, not a curated record. Lineage: Eukaryota; Fungi; Ascomycota; Eurotiomycetes; Eurotiales; Aspergillaceae. The transcript has a single exon. Bases 1 to 267 code for a protein of 88 amino acids.